Colias croceus (clouded yellow) is the source of this 3014-nucleotide messenger RNA. Its product is annotated as fatty acyl-CoA reductase wat-like. The coding region runs from base 117 to 1685 and encodes 522 amino acids. The record is from RefSeq and is a predicted model, not a curated record. Gene Ontology annotation, molecular function: alcohol-forming very long-chain fatty acyl-CoA reductase (NADP+) activity. NCBI's taxonomy places the organism in Eukaryota, Metazoa, Arthropoda, Insecta, Lepidoptera, Pieridae. Gene Ontology annotation, cellular component: peroxisome. Gene Ontology annotation, biological process: long-chain fatty-acyl-CoA metabolic process. The transcript is spliced from 11 exons.
GCGUCACACAGCUAUCAACAACAUAAUCUCACUUCGAUUUAUCUUUAGUUAGUGCAAGCGGAUCGUGUCGAAAGCACGUACGUUGCUUGUGUGUUACAGUGAAAUAAUUUAUCGAAAUGUCUGUAACGACGCUAAAAGAGGGCAGUGACAUCACAUUCAGCGACAUGGUCGAUGAAAUGGACUUUGGAGAGUCAGAAAUAGAGAAAUCUUUCUCUGGCGCGUCUGUCUUACUGACUGGCGGUACUGGGUUCCUGGGUAAACUGUUAGUGGAAAAGCUUUUGAGAUCAUGUCCCGGCAUCAAGAAGCUGUAUCUUUUGGCUAGACCGAAAAAGAACAAAGAUCCAAUAAAACGAUUGCAGGAACAAUUUGAUGAUGUGCUCUACGACAAACUGCGCAAAAUCCAACCAGACUUUAUCGACAAAAUACAGGUUGUAGAAGGUGAAAUCAGCCAGACAAAUCUGGGCAUCAGUGAACAGGACAGACAAAUGAUUACUGAUGAGGUUGAAUUCAUAUUCCACGGCGCGGCUACAGUACGUUUCGACGAGGCUCUCAAAACAGCUGUGUCUAUCAAUGUUCGAGGCUCCCGGGAGAUGUUAGCGCUCGCCAGAUCGUGUUCCAAGUUACGAGCUUAUGUGCAUAUAUCUACUGCCUAUAGUAAUUGCACACAAAAAGAGAUUGAAGAGAGGUUCUACGACAGUCCGCUAGAUGGCGAUAAGCUGAUAGACCUUGUAGAAAAUAUGGACGAAAAUGUCAUCAAAAACAUCACUCCAGGGCUUCUAGGUGACUACCCAAACACAUAUGCGUAUACAAAAGCAGUGGCCGAAGACAUAGUCAGGAAGCACUCUACAGGUCUACCUGUAGUAUUAUUCCGACCAUCUAUCGUUAUAGCAACAGCCGAAGAGCCUGUGGCCGGAUGGAUUGACAACGUUUAUGGACCGACUGGGGUGGUGGUGGGCGCGGCGGUGGGGCUGCUGCGCGUGAUCAACUGCGAGGUGCGCGCGGCGGCGGACCUGGUGCCGGGCGACAUGGUGGUGCGCGCGUGCGUGGCGGCGGCGUGGCGCGCGGCGCGCGGCUACUGCGAGCACGCGCCCGGUGACGCGCCGCCCUUAGUUUACAACUACGUGUCCUCGCCGCGCAACCCGCUCACGUGGCAACAAUACAUGAAACUGAACGAGAUCCAGGGCCUCAAGGUGCCGCCCACACAAGCGCUGUGGUGCUACCUGCUGGUGCUGACGCAGACGGACCUGGCCUACGCGAUAUACUCCUUCUUCCUGCACUGGGUGCCCGCCUACAUUAUAGAUGCGAUCGCUGUUGUUAUUGGCAAGAAACCUAUGUUGAAAAAAGCGUACAGAAAGAUUGAGAAGUUCUCAGCAGUGAUCAGCUACUUCGCGACCCGACAGUGGAAGUUCAGCAACCAGAACGUGCAGGAUCUCUACGGGGAGAUGUGCAAAGCUGACAGACACAAUUUCAACUUUAACAUGGCGGAAUUAGACUGGGAUUUGUAUUUCCACAAUCACGUGCGAGGCAUUCGAUUGUAUCUUUUGAAGGAUCCCUUGGACACCGUACCGCAGGGCUUGAGGAAACAGAACAUGCUGAAAUUGGCUAAUUACCUACUUAUUGCUGUGCUAGGUUUCGUCCUUAUACGAGUAAUGUGGUGGAUCACGAAGCUUGUUGUAGGAUUUUAGAGGCCCCGUUUUGGGGGCCUCUUAAAUGUUUUUGUAAUUAUCAUGUAUGGAUAGGAAUUGUAAAUGUAUCUGUAAGUUGAACACAGUAAUAUUUAUUACGGUUAUUUGUAGGUAACUAGAAUUGCUGAUAAUGACAAAUGGUAAACUAAAUUGAUGUUACGAAUGUAUGUUUAAAGAUAUUUAUUUUACUGUAUAGGACAGAUUAUUUAUCAUAUUGUGUUUAACAGGAAUUAAAAACUAGUAUAUAUUAAAAAAAAUAUAUAAUCUGUGUUACCUGACCUGUAGGUUUUAUACGGAUACAGUGUUUUAUUGGUAAAAAAAACAUGCUUAAAUCAGUAUCUCGAUAACAUUCUGUCUCUUUAGUUUUUAAUAUUCGGAGAUGGCAGUAUAUAUUAUUUAUUUAACACACUUGGAUAUUUAAAAAUCAACUCUUAAUUAAUAGGAAUGGGUGUGAAUAUGCAAUAUUUAAUAACCAGGAAGUAAUUUGUGUUUAUAAUUAUAUUAAAUACUUAAAUUAAGGCCGGUGUAGGCUCGGUCUAUGAAGGUUGUGUAAAAGACUUAAUAUGUAGAUUAACAUUAGUUUUUUUAUGAGUUACUUGGACUUUGAAAUACUUUAUCAUUAUAAUAUAUAUCUAUCAUCAGGUUUAGUAAAUAUUUAAUUUUUUUAAGUUUUUGACACUUUAAUUAUGUGUCUAUGCAACAGAAGACAAAAGCAACAAAUUAAAAAUCAUGAAAAUUCAAUUAAUUAUUUUACAAGUGUUGUAACUAAUACGACUUUUUAUAUGCUAAUAAGUAUGACGUCACAUGCUUAGAACAUAUUAUGUACAUACAUUUUUAGAUAUAGCUCAAUCUAUGCUCUAUGGUGGUGUUAUUAUGUGUCUAUGGGUGAUAGUUCAUCUACAAUAUCUAUAAAUAUAAACAUAAUUAUAGAUCUGUCUGUUUGCUCGAUUUCGCGGCUGAACCACAGCAACAAUUUUGAUGAAAUUUCGAAUGUAAUAAAUUUGAAAUCAUUUUUUUUCAAUAUUUUGUUUAAAUAAGUAGUUUAAUUGUUUAGAAAAUGAAAGAAAGUUUUUAUCUUUUCGUUUAUUAUAUUUAUAACUUUCUAUUGCAAUAUUUUUUGAACCGAUGGUAACAACUUCAAACUCAAACAUUUAUUUAUUCAAUUAGACUUCUUCUAGAAGCACUUUUAAAUCGUCAUAACAUAGGUUUACUAUUUACCACUGGUUGGGAAAUUAAAUAUUCUAUUUAUUCAUAUAACGGUGCAUUUACAUCAAACGAGCGAAAGGUCAUUCUAACCCCACUAUGUCAAAUAAUUUAGUGUAAACAGGC